AUGACGGAUGCGGCAAAAAAAAAAUUAAAUCUUGAAAAGGCGGCAAAUUUUAUGCGACAAUACAGAGAUCCGACAAGUAGAGAAUUGAAAAAAUUAUCCGCAAAUCAAUUCAUGGAAGUCUGGAGCCACUACGACAAAGACGGUAACGGUUACAUAGAGGGAACUGAAUUAGAUGGAUUUUUAAGAGAAUUUGUUUCGAGUGCCAACGCGACCGAUGUCAGCCCCGAGGCCGUGAGCGAUUCGAUGUUAGUCGAAUUGAAACAAUGUUUUAUGGAAGCUUACGAUGAUAAUCAAGAUGGAAAAAUUGAUAUUCGAGAAUUGGCUCAACUUUUGCCAAUGGAAGAAAAUUUUCUUCUCCUCUUCCGGUUUGAUAAUCCUUUAGAGUCGAGCGUUGAAUUUAUGAAGAUAUGGCGAGAAUACGACACGGACGGAAGUGGAUUCAUCGAAGCAGACGAAUUAAAAAAUUUUUUGAGGGAUUUAUUGAGAGAAGCAAAAAAAAUAAAUGACGUGUCAGAAGAUAAACUCAUAGAGUAUACGGAUACUAUGUUACAAGUAUUCGAUUCGAAUAAAGAUGGACGACUGCAAUUAUCAGAAAUGGCCAAGUGA
This is a messenger RNA of Pediculus humanus corporis (human body louse), 606 nucleotides long. RefSeq names its product Calbindin-32, putative. Gene Ontology annotation, biological process: regulation of presynaptic cytosolic calcium ion concentration; regulation of long-term synaptic potentiation. Gene Ontology annotation, cellular component: terminal bouton; synapse; cytosol. Bases 1 to 606 code for a protein of 201 amino acids. NCBI's taxonomy places the organism in Eukaryota, Metazoa, Arthropoda, Insecta, Psocodea, Pediculidae. The transcript is spliced from 5 exons. The record is from RefSeq and is a predicted model, not a curated record. Gene Ontology annotation, molecular function: calcium ion binding.